UAGCUGCUGACCUACCCGAAGUCUCAAAGGAAGGACCGAGGCUUGGCCAGAGAGGAAGGAGGAGGGAAGUCAAGGAAACACUGGCCCAUUCCAUCACGAUGACCAGAAAAGGAGAACUGAGGAAACCGACCCCAAUCAAGAACUUCAGGGCAGUUCACCGUGAAACCGAGACCCAAUUGGUCAGGAUUUGUGAAAAUAAUGAUGGGAAAGAGGAACUGCUGCUUGAAAAAACGGAAGAUACUCAUGACCUAAAGAGUGAACUGAAAGAAGUGCGGGAAGAGCUCAAGGAAAAAUUGGUGGAAAUUAAACAGGUGAAGCAGAAUCUGGAUAAGGAAUUUUGCAAACUCCAACAGUUCAUGGACAUUUUGAAGGAAAUGCAGAAGAAUAUGGAUGAGAAGAUGGAGACCUUACUGAAUAUGCAGAAAACUGCUAAUCUGACCCAAGCAGAGCAAGCCAUCAACAAAGAGGUCUCCCUUGACAAGGUCGUACCUGAGACCAACUAUGAGAAUCGUCUAAUGUGCGCCCACAGAAACCUAUGCAGACACUGGAAGCCCACCCAGCUGGGGACUGGCUUGCUCAUUGUGAUGGCGACUUGGGGCUGCCUGCUGCUCUACCUCUAUUUCAACCCCAACGCGAUUAAGGAUGCUCUUCCGACAAUCUGCAGCCGCCGCACCUACCAGCAGCUGCGGUUCAUCCUCUCCCCACUUCUCGAGCUGCACACAGAGGGCUUGUUACCCUCCUAACUUUCACUGUGUUCCUUCCGGGUAGUAAAACCUUCAUUGGAGGCACCAAA
This is a messenger RNA of Tachyglossus aculeatus (Australian echidna), 793 nucleotides long. RefSeq names its product testis expressed 35 (gene TEX35). The transcript is spliced from 9 exons. The record is from RefSeq and is a predicted model, not a curated record. NCBI's taxonomy places the organism in Eukaryota, Metazoa, Chordata, Mammalia, Monotremata, Tachyglossidae. The coding region runs from base 99 to 743 and encodes 214 amino acids.